Diachasma alloeum is the source of this 2337-nucleotide messenger RNA. RefSeq names its product calcium uptake protein 3, mitochondrial (gene MICU3). The record is from RefSeq and is a predicted model, not a curated record. Gene Ontology annotation, biological process: mitochondrial calcium ion homeostasis; calcium import into the mitochondrion. Gene Ontology annotation, molecular function: calcium ion binding. Lineage: Eukaryota; Metazoa; Arthropoda; Insecta; Hymenoptera; Braconidae. The transcript is spliced from 12 exons. The coding region runs from base 274 to 1755 and encodes 493 amino acids. Gene Ontology annotation, cellular component: uniplex complex.
AACUCGUUGUCCCUGAUAUUCGGCUCUCGGAGUCGGUUAUUCUUAAAUAAACAGCCUGAAAUCGGAAGAAUUGACGAAAAAUAUCUCCAUAUCCCCAUUUGACCACCUAGUGGAUCCCAUUGUGACCUUAUUUUCGUUUCGCAUACAUGCGAGAGUGUCACGGAUGCUCUAUUUAUAACCGUACAUUCGUAUAGUUUGAAGGCGCGCGCGCGCCGUUGGUGCCUGGUGUAUUUUCACUAUUAUUCCUGGUUGUUCCAUCGUACCCUCAGAAAUAUGGCGAGCAUGAGUAUCCUCGCUGCAAGAAUCUCUCGUUUAUUAAGGAAAACGUGCAACUUGUCAACCAUUGAAUCAUUGAAGAAUCAACAAAAUGCGGGAAAGAUUAUCAAAACUGGGGCAGGAGUCCUUGCUGUUGGAUCAGCUGUGUUUUACAUCGGACGUAAAUAUAACAGUGGGAACGUCGUCCACGCAGCACGACCGCGCAAAAGGGACGACGAGCUUCAGAAGGCCGUGAGACUGACCGUGAGAGAAAGAAGAUUCAUAAAGUUUGCGUCUGUCGAGUACGAUGGCCAGCUGUACAUGACACCCCAGGAUUUCCUCGACAGUGUCGUUGAGUCAGAGCCGAGACCUCGUCACAAGAGAAGGUGCCUAACGGACAAGGAACUGGAAACGAUAACCUACUCUACACCUUCUCUUCGCUACGGGGGAACCCACAUGUUUCGCGGUAUGAGAGACAAAGGGAUAGUCUCAUACACGGAGUACCUGUUUUUGCUGUCCAUACUCACAAAACCACAAACUGGCUUCCGAAUCGCAUUCAACAUGUUUGAUACUGAUGGUAACGAGAGAGUGGACAAGAACGAGUUCCUUGUGAUAAGAAAGCUGUUUGCUCGUGGACUGAAGGAUCGUGAGCUUGAUGCUGCUACGAGGCGAGCCUUGCGAACUCUUGUUGCACCGAGUGAGGAGGCCCUCGCCGUCAGAGCAAAACUUCGAGACAGUCAUCAAACAGAAUCGCCCCCAUCCUACUCAAAUUCUUACAUGGAGAAUAUCUUCAGUCACGCAUGGAGAGGGCGUCAUGGUGGUGUCCCAUUCCAGAUUACUGAAGGCAAGAGGGCUAGAAACUACGAGAAUAUGCUGGGAGAGGAGGAUCAGGGAUUACAACGUCGAAAUACUGUGGAUACAACUCUGAUGGUACAUUUUUUCGGCAAGGAUGGAACGAAGGAGCUGAAAUACGAAGGAUUCCGACAGUUCAUGGAGAAUCUUCAGCAUGAGGUCUUGGAGCUGGAGUUCAGCGAGUUCAGCAAGGGUCAAGACACCAUUACUGAGCUCGAUUUUGCAAAGAUUCUUCUGAGAUACACGUACCUGGAUAUGGAUGAGUAUGAUAAAUAUUUGGAGAGGCUUCUUGAUCGCUCGGUGUACAGCAUUGACAUUACCUUCGAAGAAUUUCGAAAAUUCUAUCAAUUCUUGAAUAGUUUAGAUGACUUUUCAAUUGCUAUGAGGAUGUACACGCUAGCAAAUCAUCCAAUAUCUAAAGACGAAUUUCUUCGAGCUGUGAAAAUCUGCACAGGCGCCAGUAUCUCCCAGCACAUAGUCGAUACAGUCUUCGCUCUUUUCGAUGUUGACGGUGAUGGACAAUUAUCCUACGAAGAAUUUAUUGCCAUCAUGAAGGAUAGACUGCACCGUGGAUCCAAGUCCCAACCAAGAGGCGAGGGAUGGGAAGCUUUUAAGUACUGCGUGAAACAGGAAAUGAAAGGACCUUAAGAUCACCCGACCGAUAGACACUCCAUUCUUACCUAAAUCUUCAAUGCCUAUUCUACUUAAUUGUUCAACUCUGUGAUAUUUUGAACCCCCGUUACUCUGCUACUAUAGACAUUUUCAAAUCUUCAGUUAGUUAAAUUACCAUCAGAAACAUUUGACAUUAUUUUCCGUGCAUUAGUAUAAGUAUUUUUAAUUCUUGUUUAUACUUUCAAGAUAAUCGAAGAUGUUGACGUGAAACACUGGUUUCUGAGUGUUGAAUUAUUCAGAUACAUUUCAGAUAAUCAAAUUGAUGAAAUUACGCGUUCAAAAAUAAAUCGACAUAAAGAGUACCACACGGAGAAAAUUAUUCUAGAAAAAUUUAUGUGCUAGCACAGCCUUGGAAAAAUUAUUGUGCAACACCGUAAAUAUUUUUGAGGACACCAUAAUUGUUUUCGUGUAACACCAUAAUUUUUCCAAAGAUGCAAAUUGCGUCACUUUUAUGUUGCUAACACAUGAAUAUUUCUAGAAAUCUGUCCUGGAGCAUUUCCUAGAGUACAGAUAUUUCUUCCCGUGUGAGAGCAAUAAAGAAAAGAAGUUAAAGUUUAA